Messenger RNA from Chlorocebus sabaeus (green monkey), 1948 nucleotides. The record is from RefSeq and is a predicted model, not a curated record. Lineage: Eukaryota; Metazoa; Chordata; Mammalia; Primates; Cercopithecidae.
GAAUACUUCCAUAUUGGCCAAUUCCAAGCUAUCAGUGAGAGGUCACCAAACACGGAGUUGGGAAGAAAUGUGCAGUAGCACUCCAUUCUGCAGUAUUUUCACCGUAGAGAUACAAUGGACAUAAAUAACUACAAGAACACAGGGACUCCACGUACCCCAGCUGGGUCUCAUUGUUCCAGAACUGCAUUAGUUAAGAUUACCCAAACUUGGAUUUCAAAGGAAUACUUUCAUUGUUCCAUCUGUAACACGAAGUAAUUGGGGCCAGCUGGAUGUCAGGAUGCGUGUGGUUACCAUUGUAAUCUUGCUCUGCUUUUGCAAAGCUGCUGAGCUGCGCAAAGCAAGCUCAAGCACUGUGAGAAGCCGAGUGAAUCAUGGCCGGGCGGGUGGAGGCCGGAGAGACUCCAACCCGGUCAAACGCUAUGCACCAAGCCUCCCGUGUGACGUGUACACAUAUCUCCAUGAGAAAUACUUAGAUUGUCAAGAAAGAAAAUUAGUUUAUGUGCUGCCUGGUUGGCCUCAGGAUUUGCUGCACAUGCUGCUAGCAAGAAACAAGAUCCGCAUAUUGAAGAGCAACAUGUUUUCCAAGUUUAAAAAGCUGAAAAGCCUGGAUCUGCAGCAGAAUGAGAUCUCUAAAAUUGAGAGUGAGGCGUUCUUUGGUUUAAACAAACUCACCACCCUCUUACUGCAGCACAACCAGAUCAAAGUCUUGACGGAGGAAGUGUUCAUUUAUACACCUCUCUUGAGCUACCUGCGUCUUUAUGACAACCCCUGGCACUGUACUUGUGAGAUAGAAACGCUUAUUUCAAUGUUGCAGAUUCCCAGGAACCGGAAUUUGGGGAACUACGCCAAGUGUGAAAGUCCACAAGAACAAAAAAAUAAAAAACUGCGGCAGAUAAAAUCUGAACAGUUGUGUAAUGAAGAAGAAAAGGAACAAUUGGACCCGAAACCCCAAGUGUCAGGGAGACCUCCAGUCAUCAAGCCUGAGGUGGACUCAACUUUUUGCCACAAUUAUGUAUUUCCCAUACAAACACUGGACUGCAAAAGGAAAGAGUUGAAAAAAGUGCCAAACAACAUCCCUCCAGAUAUUGUUAAACUUGACUUAUCAUACAAUAAAAUCAACCAACUUCGACCCAAGGAAUUUGAAGAUGUUCAUGAGCUGAAGAAAUUAAACCUCAGCAGCAAUGGCAUUGAAUUCAUCGAUCCCACUGCUUUUUUAGGGCUCACACAUUUAGAAGAAUUAGAUUUAUCAAACAACAGUCUGCAAAACUUUGACUAUGGUGUAUUAGAAGACUUGUAUUUUUUGAAACUCUUGUGGCUCAGAGAUAACCCUUGGAGAUGUGACUACAACAUUCACUACCUCUACUACUGGUUAAAGCACCACUACAAUGUCCAUUUUAAUGGCCUGGAAUGCAAAACGCCUGAAGAAUACAAAGGGUGGUCUGUGGGAAAAUAUAUUAGAAGUUACUAUGAAGAAUGCCCCAAAGACAAGUUACCAGCAUAUCCUGAGUCAUUUGACCAGGACACAGAAGAUGAUGAAUGGGAAAAAAAACAUAGAGAUCACACCGCAAAGAAGCAAAGCGUAAUAAUUACUAUAGUGGGAUAAGAUAGAAAUUGUUCUCAUUGCAAUUAGUUUUGUAUUUUCUAUACUGGUGUUAGAAAACAUAUGUUUACAUUUUGAUUAACUGUGUUGCCUAUUUAUGCAGGGUAAUCCAGCUAAAGGAAGCUUUCUUUAAUUAUGCUAAGUAUUAUUGUGACUAUUAUAGUAAUCAAGGGAAUUGUCAUCCUGUUUGCCUGUCCAUUUGUGGAACAGCAUCUGGUGAUAUGCAAUUCCACACUGGUAACCUGAAGCAGUUGGGUCCUAAUGAUGGCAUUAAACUUUCAUAAUGUCCUGUAUAAAUGUUUUUACUGCUUUUUGGAAAUAAAGAAAAAAAAACUUGGUUCAUUUUUA